This is a messenger RNA of Drosophila suzukii, 2597 nucleotides long. RefSeq names its product Proline-rich Akt substrate 40 kDa (gene PRAS40). NCBI's taxonomy places the organism in Eukaryota, Metazoa, Arthropoda, Insecta, Diptera, Drosophilidae. Gene Ontology annotation, cellular component: cytoplasm. Gene Ontology annotation, biological process: negative regulation of TOR signaling; negative regulation of protein kinase activity; neurotrophin TRK receptor signaling pathway. The record is from RefSeq and is a predicted model, not a curated record.
CAACUUCUAACAGCGCAGUCGAAAAAAAAAUUGAACGGUUGUGGGUGUAUGGUGUAUGUUCGAUUGUUUUCGGUCGCAAGAAUAAAACUCGUGAAAUCUAAAAAAGACCCGCAAAUGCUCUUCGACUUGUGACUCGAAGGGUUUCUUUAAAGCAUCUCGAAAUUAAAUCUGAAAUAAAGCGGGAAACGACGCGUUAAUCAGAGGACUCGCUAUUGUUGUUGUGGUUUAGCGCUUGUGGAAAUAUAAAUAAGGAAGAGGAAGAGACGAAGAAGCAAAGUGUUUUCCUUGUGCAGUGAGAAGGAGCAAGAAAGAAGGAAUACAGAAGGAGAGAACGAGAAGGCAGCAGCAUCAAUAACCGUUAUCACCGACCGGCAAUAACAAAAUCAUGUUGAUCUCGUGCAAAUGCUCGAAUUUCGUUGCCUCGACUUCGAAAUUGCAGCGCAGCAACAGUAGCAGCGGCGCUGCUGGGGGCGGGGUGGGGGGUACCGGCUUGGCUAACGGUUAUCCUGGUUCGAGCGGUACGCCCAUUGGCGAGGUCCCGCUCUCCACUCUGCUGUCGCAGGUGUUCCAGCAGAAAUAUCCGCGGGACUUUGUCUUCUACAGCCAGUUCAUGGACUUCUUCAAGCAUGCCUAUGGACCCAUUCCAGACCUCACCGUGGCCUCGAUCAACCAGCGGGACCUGCUGUUUGGCCUCACCCUGGACGCCGCUGGCCAGAGCUGGCAGCUGAGUCUGUGCAUCAACUGCAAGGAGGUGCUGUGCGCCAAGCGACUGACGGCGGGGGCCGGAGCCACGCCCACGCUCUACCUCAUCAAUUGCACGCUGCUGAGCAGCAGCGAGGAGCUGGCCCAGCGAAAGUCUAACAAAUCCUACUCGGAGACCUUCGAGCUGUUGAUCAUGGACCAAACAGGCAGUGACUCCCAGUCCCUAACCAGUGGAAUAUCCAACUCUGCAUCGAGUAUGAGCAUUGGUUCGCUGUCCGCCAACCCCACAGAUGCCAGGCUGCAGAGGCUGAGGAUGAUCCAAGCGCAUCAGCAGGCUCGAUUGCAGGAGGAGAUUUUGGAGACAAACGAGCGAAUCGAGCGGUAUACGCGCAAUCAGUUCCAGUUGUUGAACAGUUUCCGAGAGAAGUCGGAUCAGGACUGUGCGUUGCUACUCAGACUUAUCCGUGCGUUGUCCGAGCAGGCCUCGGAGCUGCUGGACCGUGCCAUGCCCCCCGCCUUAGAUGUGGCUGCCAAUCAGCCGCAGAGUGCCACUGCCAGGCGCAGGAACACAAUCAGCAGUCGGCGGGAAUUGAAUGGUGGACCCACCACACCCACCACCACCUUGAAUCAUCCGCCCAACUUCCUUACGCUGCAACAAUUGCAGGCGCAGCCGCAACAGCAGCCAAUGCAGCAGAGUGUCUCGGUGGCCAGGAAGAUGUCGCACUUUGACACACCACCCGCCACCCCAGAAGCCACGCCCAUGAGCGUGGGCAACAGUCCCACCUUCCGGCAGCAAUCGGCAACCGGCGGAGCUAAUGGCCCACCCACCCAGAUGUUGGCCACCAACGGCGGGGGUCAAUCCAGUGCCGCCGACGACGCGGAUGACUGCCUCUUUGACCUAGAGGAUGUAGAUGCUCCGGCGCCGCUACCAGUUCAGUCCGUGCCAGUGCCCAGCUACCCUCGGGGCCUGAUGUAUAUGCAGGAGCACCACGACACUUCGUUCCGGCAGAUGAGCCAGCAAAAUGGCUUGUUGGACGAUGAUGCUGCCGACGAAGCUGAAGAUGCUCUCGACCCGGACAGCUCCAUUUCGAUACCAACGCGCGGAGGAAGAGGUGGACGCCCCAGCCAGGCGCAGUUGAUGAACUUCGCCAAGAGUCUGCCCAUCGAGAUAGCCAACGCCACGCUGGCCGAGAGAGCUGCUGCGGCCAACAAUAAUAACUAUGCGCUUGGUGGCGAAGAGGGAAUGGACAACAUCGACAUUGCGGCCAGCAUCCAAGCGCUGACCAAAAGUGUCCAUGGCGAGGCUGUGUUUGGCGACUUGCCACGUCCCCGCCUGCGAUCCCAGAUCGAGGGCUAGCCAGGAUGGCUGGGAUUUCGGAGUCACCACUACGUACACAUAAAUAUAUCAGCUCGUAAUCCGCAUACUUGUUUGUUUGCCUGUUGCCUAGCCGCCUUGAAGAUUGUUUUCGCUAUCUAAACUAAAUUAGUUGCUCAACGAAACAAGGACACACGAAGCGCCUUCCACAGACACCCAACCACCCAUAUAAACCACAUAUGAAACCACAUACGCACCACCUACCACCUACCAACUACCAAGUACCAACUAAGCAGACAGUUUGCAAUUUCUUUAAUUAUAUAUUGCCUAUAAGUUUUCUUUCAUUUUUUCGGAUGAUCUUCGAUUGGAAAUGUGUAUUUUCUUCGUACGACGAGUGUACGGCUGUCGUUGGCUGUUGCACAUUGAGUUAACUAACUGAUAAUGAUACUGAUGAUGUUGUUAGUUUAUACAAUGAAUAAUCUAGUAUACAUAUACAUUAUAUAUAUUAUACAAUACAUAAAGAAAGCCAUCAGCUCCAGCUGUGAAGCAGGCAAGACGCACCACAAAGCGUCCAAUCCAA